This is a messenger RNA of Plectropomus leopardus (leopard coralgrouper), 1506 nucleotides long. The record is from RefSeq and is a predicted model, not a curated record. Lineage: Eukaryota; Metazoa; Chordata; Actinopteri; Perciformes; Serranidae.
AAAAGAAUAAGAACAUCGAAAUAGUCCCACCAAAAAUUGUCCCACCGUCAUUUAACGGUAGAAACCGCGUUGUGGAUCUAUGCUUUGGUCUUUUCAGGCGGAAUUAUGCCUUUAUCGAGCAGUAGAAGGUCUGUUUUUUCAUAUGUGGUGCUGGUGCUGUUGGAUUGUUUCUGGGAAGCGGCGUCAGGGCAGCUCUCCUACUCCGUCUCAGAGGAGGUAAACCCGGGUACUAAUGUCGGAAAUAUCGCCAAGGAUCUAAACCUCAAUGUGCAAGAUUUGGAGUCCCGUUUGUUUCAGAUUGUUGCAGGAUCUAAGAGGAAAUACUUCGAGGUAAAUCUAAAGACUGGAUUUCUGUAUGUCAAUGAGAGAAUAGACCGAGAGGAGCUUUGUACAGAUGAGCCCAAAUGCACUGUUAGCGUCGAGGCAGUUAUAAACAACCCAUUAAAGCUUUAUCGAAUAGAGGUAGAAAUCAGAGAUGUGAAUGACCAUUCUCCGUCUUUUAACACUAAAUCACAAAUACUGGACAUUGCGGAGAACACACUGCCUGGAUUUAAAUUCGCGUUAUCAGAGGCAAGCGAUGCUGAUGUGGGUAAAAAUAGUGUGAGUGCGUAUAGGCUCAGUCCAAACGAAUACUUCAGUCUUGCCACACACAAAAGAGAGGAGGGUGCAUCUCCAGAGUUAGUGCUGCAGAAAGCCCUAGACCGUGAGAAAAAGCCACAUAUGCAGCUCGUGUUAACUGCGGUAGACGGGGGUACCCCACCAAAUUCAGGCACAUCAGAAAUUGAAAUAAAUGUACUAGACAUUAAUGACAACGCACCAAUGUUCAGUAGCACUCUGUACAAGGUUAAAACAUUUGAAAAUAUCCAGGUUGGUACGGCAAUUUUCCCCUUAAAUGCUACCGACGCGGAUGAAGGCACAAACAGUGAAAUCGUAUAUUCUCUUCGUAGUAAGGAUCAGGACCAUAUUCUGGAUAUUUUUAAAAUUGAUCCGAACACGGGGAUUAUUUCAGUGAAAGGCAAAAUCGACUACGAGGAAAGAAAAGCUUUUGAGAUCCGAGCAGAGGCCAGGGAUAAAGGCCAGCCUCCCAUGUCUGCUCAUAGUAAAGUGCUGGUAGAAGUAAUUGAUGUAAACGACAACGCUCCUGAGAUCACCGUGACGUCACUGCUCAACACAGUGAACGAGGACGCGGAAGUGGGUACAGCUAUCGCACUUGUAUCCGUUCAAGACAGAGAUAGUGGUAAAAAUGGUGACGUAAAAUGUGAGAUCUUGAAUACGGUUCCGUUCAAAUUGGAGACAAAUUACAAAAACUAUUACUCGUUAGUGGUUGAUGGACAUUUAGACAGAGAGGUGACUCCUCAGUACAAUGUAACAAUUUCAGCUACUGAUGAAGGGAGUCCUCCUCUAUCGAACAUAAGCGUCAUUACUGUUUACGUGUCUGAUGUUAAUGACAAUGCUCCUCGUUUCUCAGAACAAUCGAUAAACAUUUAUGUGAAAGAAAACGGUAAA